Messenger RNA from Hemibagrus wyckioides, 887 nucleotides. It is a transcript of the gene ier3ip1, whose product is annotated as immediate early response 3 interacting protein 1. The coding region runs from base 69 to 317 and encodes 82 amino acids. Gene Ontology annotation, cellular component: endoplasmic reticulum membrane; COPII-coated ER to Golgi transport vesicle; Golgi membrane. NCBI's taxonomy places the organism in Eukaryota, Metazoa, Chordata, Actinopteri, Siluriformes, Bagridae. The transcript is spliced from 3 exons. The record is from RefSeq and is a predicted model, not a curated record. Gene Ontology annotation, biological process: endoplasmic reticulum to Golgi vesicle-mediated transport.
UUACGUCCCUACGCAACGAGGCGUGCCGAGUGCGUGCAACGUCAUUACGUCAGAGGAGAAGUGCCAACAUGGCGUUUACCUUGUACUCCCUGAUUCAGGCGGCGAUUUUGUGUACGAAUGCCAUUGCUGUGCUGCACGAAGAAAGAUUUCUCAGCAAAAUCGGUUGGGGAGCGGAUCAAGGCAUCGGAGGCUUUGGAGACGAACCAGGAAUCAAAGCUCAAAUGCUAAAUCUUAUCCGAUCUGUCAGGACAGUUAUGAGAGUGCCUUUGAUAAUAGUAAAUGCCGUGUGUAUUGUGUUAUUAUUGCUAUUCGGAUGAAAGCCGACUCGACAUGGACCGUGGACUAACUGGCGAAAGAAAAUGGACUUCUUUUUUUUUUUUUUUUUGUACAUGCAAUGUAAUUGUCUCACUGUUGUAUCCUGGGCAUAAAGGAUUCGUGUGGCUAUUCCAAAGUUUUAUAUGUCUGGAGAUCGGUAAAUCCUGAUAUUUUGUUUGUAUAAUGUUGCUCAAUGGAACUUUCAAGCGUCUCUCUUAGUCAUGUUUACACGAUUCGUUCUUCAUUAAAUGGUGACGCCCCUGUCACCUCGCACAGCCAUAUCGUUAAACCUUUUUCAGAGAUUUGUGUCAUGUCAGCAUUUAAAAAUAAAUCAAUAAAUAAAAAUCAGACUUCAAGAGUGAAACAAAUGGUUAAGGGAGCAAGUUGUGCUACGUGUCCUGGACAGGCUGAGCUUGUAAAAGGUGUCUGUGAUAAACUGCUCUCGGGUCAUCUUCAUAUAAGGUUCUGUAUUAAAGACUGUUGAUGAUGUUUGAUGCACCACUAAACAACAACAACCCCUGUGAGCCAGUCAAUAUUUGUCAGAUUUUAAUAAAAUCUUUUCAUGCUUUUGA